Cicer arietinum (chickpea) is the source of this 2063-nucleotide messenger RNA. Its product is annotated as phospho-2-dehydro-3-deoxyheptonate aldolase 1, chloroplastic-like. Gene Ontology annotation, molecular function: 3-deoxy-7-phosphoheptulonate synthase activity. Lineage: Eukaryota; Viridiplantae; Streptophyta; Magnoliopsida; Fabales; Fabaceae. The record is from RefSeq and is a predicted model, not a curated record. Gene Ontology annotation, biological process: aromatic amino acid biosynthetic process.
AUAAAACCCUCCCCAAACUCCACUCACCUUCUUCAGUUCACGCCAACCUCUCCAAAAGCGUGACCAAAACAUUCAAACAAUAGCAAUCCCAUAAAACACAACAACAUAGUAAACAAACAAACCAAACCAAACACAAUGUCUCUCUCAUCAACUUCCAACUCUCUCAUUCCUACCAAAUCAUUAAUCCACCAUUCCCAUUCCCAUUCCACCAAACCUAACCAGUCGUCAUUCCCAAUCGGGCCCAAGCCCAACAACCAUUCAAUCCUAGCCGUUCACGCCGCCGAGCCCGCAAAAAACCCAGUCGUCACCGACAAGCCAUCGAAACCUCAAACAACAACCAUUCCCCGUAAUGCCGGAUCAGGAAAAUGGAACAUUGAAAGCUGGAAAUCGAAGAAAGCCCUACAGCUCCCCGAUUACCCGAAUCAGGAAGAACUCGACUCGGUUCUCAAGACGCUUGAUGCUUUCCCACCAAUCGUGUUCGCCGGAGAAGCUAGAACGUUGGAAGAGCAUUUGGGAGAAGCUGCUAUGGGAAACGCGUUUCUUCUUCAAGGUGGUGAUUGUGCUGAAAGCUUCAAAGAGUUUCAUGCUAAUAACAUUCGUGAUACCUUCAGAAUCAUCCUUCAGAUGAGUGUUGUCAUGAUGUUCGGUGGCCAAAUGCCUGUCAUUAAGGUGGGGAGAAUGGCGGGACAAUUUGCGAAGCCAAGAUCGGAUUCGUUUGAGGAGAAGAAUGGUGUGAAGCUUCCAAGUUACAGAGGGGACAACAUCAACGGUGAUACCUUUGAUGAGAAAUCAAGGACUCCGGAUCCACAGAGGAUGAUUCGUGCUUAUUGUCAAGCUGCUGCUACUCUGAAUCUUCUGAGAGCUUUUGCCACUGGUGGUUAUGCUGCUAUGCAGAGGGUUACUCAAUGGAACUUGGAUUUCACUGAACAAAGUGAGCAAGGAGACAGGUACCGAGAGCUUGCUAACCGAGUUGACGAGGCCCUUGGAUUCAUGGCUGCUGCUGGGCUCACAGUUGACCAUCCCAUAAUGAGAACAACUGAUUUCUGGACAUCUCAUGAAUGCUUGUUGUUGCCAUACGAACAAUCACUCACUAGGUUGGAUUCAACUUCUGGUCUCUACUAUGACUGCUCGGCCCAUAUGCUUUGGGUCGGUGAAAGGACCAGGCAGCUUGAUGGUGCCCAUGUUGAGUUUUUGAGAGGAGUUGCUAACCCCUUGGGAAUCAAGGUAAGUGAUAAGAUGGAUCCAAAUGAGCUUGUUAAACUCAUUGAGAUCUUGAAUCCCCAAAACAAACCAGGGAGAAUAACUAUAAUCACAAGGAUGGGAGCUGAAAAUAUGAGGGUGAAGCUUCCACAUCUAAUCAGGGCCGUCCGUAGAGCAGGGCAAAUUGUCACAUGGGUCAGCGAUCCUAUGCAUGGAAACACCAUAAAGGCUCCAUGUGGUCUUAAAACUCGCCCCUUUGAUGCCAUCAGGGCUGAAGUGAGAGCAUUCUUUGAUGUGCACGAACAAGAAGGAAGCCACCCAGGAGGAGUUCAUCUCGAGAUGACAGGUCAAAACGUGACCGAGUGCAUUGGUGGGUCGAGGACGGUCACAUUUGAUGACUUGAGCUCACGCUACCACACACACUGUGAUCCUAGACUCAACGCUUCACAAUCUCUUGAGCUUGCUUUCAUUAUCGCUGAAAGGCUAAGAAAGAGUAGAAUCAGAUCGCAGCCUCCUCUUCCCUCCAAUGUUCUGUGAAAAAGGCGUUGAAGAAAAUCUCGACAAAAUACCUUUGUUCUUUUUUCGCUAUAUAUUUACAGGUGGAUGCCGCUUUGUUGUUUACACAUUGAUAUGGUGGACUUGGAAUUUGUUAGCUAGUUAACUUUAUGUUGUGUUGUAUUGUGUUUGUAUUUGUAUACCAUCUACAAUGCUUUUGAACUUGGGAAAAGACUAAAACUGUUCUAUGAAUAAAGGAAACUGAAAAGUUUCUAUUGCAUUUGGCAAAUUGAGUGUAUGAUGAUGACUUGCAAUUGCUUUGCACGCGCUCAUUCUUGGACACAAAUUAUGUGAACAAGCUUCAGUUA